This is a messenger RNA of Postia placenta MAD-698-R-SB12, 1437 nucleotides long. RefSeq lists its product as hypothetical. The record is from RefSeq and is a predicted model, not a curated record. Lineage: Eukaryota; Fungi; Basidiomycota; Agaricomycetes; Polyporales; Adustoporiaceae. Gene Ontology annotation, molecular function: protein binding. Bases 1 to 1437 code for a protein of 478 amino acids. The transcript has 3 exons.
AUGCGCUUUGCCGACAUACCCAGCGAUAUCAUACUCAUAAUUGUGAAGUACCUGUCUGCUCAGGACAUAGCCGCCCUAGCUCAGACGAGCAAAGUUCUACAUUCCUUGGUGAAGGAGUACGGGUGGUCUAUUCAUGUGCGCUGCACGUCUUGGCCGUUGUCGUGGAGUCUGCAGAAGUCAUUCGCAGUAUGGGACGCAUACUCAAUAGUCCGGUACCACACUCUUACGGACCACCAUUGGGCCCACCAUGACUGUAUUGCGCGGCCUCUAUCGCGCAAAUGGUCAGGCAAACUUCAGCCGCUGUUAGCGUCGAAUGCCUCCAGACUGUUCGUCGGCGCCGGCAACACGAUCUAUUCGUAUGCCUUCACGGCUGUGAAGCCUGGUAAUACACCAGGUAUCCAGUUUGAGGGCUCUUUCACUACGACCGACCGACUUCAGGCUCGUCGGGAUAUCACUAGCAUGGUCACUGUCCCUGAUGGUGGUCUCGAUCGUACCUUGUACAUCGGCUACCACGACGGUGCUCUGGAAUGCAUCCAGUUGCCGUUCAGCGAACCAGGGCAGGAGAGGGUCUCCCUAGACCUAGCUACACGCGAUCGAUGCCAGUAUUACGGCGAUGACAUCGUCGAGAGCAUAUCCACAGCGGACAGGUACCUCCUCGCACUUUCUGCAGGGGGCACAGCAGCCUUCCUCGACCUCUCUGCACCAUCCGAGCCUCCACAGCUUGUCGACCUGAAGACCCGAGGUUGGGCUGCCUAUGUGUCAGCGCAGGGAACCCCAGGUUACGCCGCAUUCGGUCUAUCAUCGUCAUCCCCGCUCGUCGUACACGACAUCCAGCCGUCCGGGCUGUCUGAGAUCCCUUCCGUCACCCUCAGCUCCGGCUCAACUGAGGAGCCCCGGAAACCCUCUGCUGUCUACGGUGUCUGCGGUGCGCCGCCGUCCUUCCCGUGGGGCGCCUCCAACCAGAUAAUCGUAUCUGGGUGGUACGACGGACUUGUCCGCGUCCACGACCUGCGCGCAGACGCUCGCAAGACGAGCUAUCCAAAUGGGCCUGGGGCGCUCACGCCUGUGCUGGCGAUGUAUGACCCGUGGACGUUCGAGCCGAAUUACUGCGUCGCAUGUGGAGGCGGGUCGUCAAGUCAUAUCGCUGCUGGGACGGCGCGCCAUAGCGUUGUGGCGUUGUGGGAUGUACGCAAUGCCAAGGGUGGAUGGAGUGUCCAUGGCCCUGGAAACGACUCCUCACCUGUGUACUCCAUCAUCCUCGAGAGCUCUCGCCUUUUCGGAGCGACACAAUCACGUCCGUUUGUACUCGACUUCGGUCCAGAUUCUCACGAGGAGACGUAUCCCCCGCUUCACUUCAACCACCGAGAGGAGAACCUGCGAAAGCGGGACAAGAGUGGCAUUGGAUUCUACGUCACGAAAUACAGCCAUGGUCGCUGA